Medicago truncatula (barrel medic) is the source of this 834-nucleotide messenger RNA. RefSeq names its product disease resistance response protein 206. The transcript has a single exon. The record is from RefSeq and is a predicted model, not a curated record. The coding region runs from base 85 to 642 and encodes 185 amino acids. Lineage: Eukaryota; Viridiplantae; Streptophyta; Magnoliopsida; Fabales; Fabaceae.
UCUAAAACAAGUCCCAUAGUAGUCUUUCCUUUCUUCCAAACCCACAUUUCUUCUUUUCUUUCAUAUAGCUAGCUAGGAAAUAAAAUGGGUACCAAAGUUCCAAUUAUACUCUUUGUUUUUGUAAUGUUGUGUGCUUUAAGUUCAGCCAUUCCAAGCAAAAGAAAGUCAUACACACCAUGCAAAAACAUGGUCCUUUAUUUUCAUGACAUAAUUUACAAUGGAAUGAAUGCAGCUAAUGCAACAUCUUCAAUAGUUGCAGCACCACAAGGUGCUAAUUUAACUAUAUUGGCACCUCAAUUCCACUUUGGUAACAUAGCAGUUUUUGAUGACCCUAUCACAUUGGAUAACAACCUUCAUUCAAAACCAAUUGGAAGAGCACAAGGCUUUUACGUUUAUGAUACCAAAAACACAUACACUUCUUGGCUUGGUUUCACAUUUGUUCUUAAUAGCACUUAUCAUGAAGGAACCAUUACUUUUGCUGGUGCUGACCCAAUUAUGCAGAAAAGUAGAGAUAUCUCUGUAACUGGUGGCACUGGAGAUUUCUUUAUGCAUAGAGGAAUUGCUACUAUUAUGACUGAUGCUUUUGAAGGUGAGGUCUAUUUUCGACUUCGUGUUGAGAUUAAGUUCUUUGAGUGCUGGUGAUAUGUGAAAUUAAGUCUCAAUUGCUAGAAGCAAAUAAAUUAAGAAAAGGAUCUGGAUUAUUGUUUUAUGUAAUUUGAAUUAAGUAUCCCUUUUAAUCAUGUGUGUUGUUUAGUCCAUAAACCAUUGUAGUACUUAUUUUCUCCUAUAUGAUUAUUAUCAAUUAAUGAAGAUUAUGAUAAGAGUAGUGUUAUA